GACACAGUAAAUUCUUUCCAAGCAGACUUGUUGACAAUCAAGAUUUAGCUCAAAUGGAUAAUCAAGUCAGAACUGUUUUUGUUCGACCAGCGUUCGCACAAGCCUUUCUCAACCUCCGAAUCAGUUUUCAGUUCAACAGCUUCCAUGAUUUUGACUGGCUCCUACUCAAUGAAGUACGAUUUUGUACAGAUCCACAACCAAGAUUCAGGCCAGUUGUUAUGUUCCUAGCACCGUUGUCCAAUGUUAUCCAACCUAGUGCGGCUGACCUGACAAGAGGAUCAACAGAGUUAGUGUGCACUGUUUCCAGUGAAGGAUCGUACACAUGGCAGUGGGAGAGAGACAAUGUUAUGAUAGACAAUAAUAGGGACUACACAAUCACCAUUGGAGACGGAAGCAGAACAACUAAGUUGAUGAUCAAUAAUCUAGACUUUAGUGAUGCUGCUGAAUAUGAAUGUACAGGAACAACAGUGGAUUUAUCGAACGUACCGUCUACAAACUCAUCAAUACAAGACCUUCAAUUUCCAGAGUUUAUCUCUGCGCCUGAUGUCAGUGAAUAUCUACAGACUGGAGAGGUUACCCUGACCUGUGAGCUCCAUGGUUACCAGUCAUCACUCUCUCCUCCUGUGUGGCUGGACUUGGGUGGCAGUGAAAUAACUACCACUACAAAAUACACCAUCACUUCUGAUGAAGGAUCGAAAACAAUUGUCUUUGAGAAUGGCACUGCUAUCCCUAGUGUGAUUAUCAGCCUUACAAUUCGAAAUCUAUCAUUAGCUGAUGGAGGUACCUACACGUGUCGUGGUGUCAGAGGAGGGGAGAGUGUCACUCAACUUGUGAUUGCAGAACAGACAGCCCCUCCCACUACACAGCCCACCACUCCCUCAAUAAACGAAGGAACUAACACACUCAGUACUGGCACAGGUGGGGAACAGACUACUGGAGACAAUACUGGAGUGAUUGCCGCUGCCGUGGUUGUGGUCCUCUUCAUUGUUAUCAUACUAGUGGCCAUUCUUGUCAUUGCUUUAUUUGUUUAUAUCCGAUUUCGAGACAACAAAAAUAAUCAUACUGAUGAUCCUAUGUACGACUACCCAGAUGAGCUUCCACCUCCUCCACUACCACAACCCAGGACCAAUCAGAUUCAAGUAACUACCAUUUAUGAGACAAUAAUGGAUACUACCAACCCAGCAUAUGGUCUAACACUAUCAGCAAGUGCAGGCAUCUCUGUUGAUACCAAUAAUGCCUAUGGUAUGGUUAAAGACACUCGUACUACAGCUACUAAUUCAACUCAGCAACAAAAUGAAACACCUCCUGCUACCAACCCAACCUUUAGUGACUUUGAAGUUGCCUAUAUAUAAAUAAUUGUCCACAUGUGAUGUACAUGUGUACUAAUGUGCUUAUGUGUACUAAUGUGCUUAUGUGGUCUGCCUCGCACUCCCACUGUCUUGUCUAUGUUGUCACUUACAAAUUGUUCCCUCUUUAACCAUUAAUUGUGCCUUGUGUUGAAUUGCUCACUUAUGCUAGUGAUUAGUU
Messenger RNA from Halichondria panicea, 1527 nucleotides. RefSeq lists its product as uncharacterized. The transcript has 3 exons. The record is from RefSeq and is a predicted model, not a curated record. The coding region runs from base 54 to 1352 and encodes 432 amino acids. NCBI's taxonomy places the organism in Eukaryota, Metazoa, Porifera, Demospongiae, Suberitida, Halichondriidae.